ACUCAACCUGCAACAGGCUAAUUCUGGAAUAUUGCAUGAGUUCGAAACAAGACUGAACCGAUUCGUUGGAAUUGGAAUAUAUAUUUUGUUUCUGUACCAUCAAACUGAGAUGGAUAGUUAGAGUUCAUCAUUGCAUCGACUACAGCGAUCAGAUCAUUGUGAAUCUUUGUGGCAAUCGAGUGUGUUUUAUUUAGUCUCCUGCGUUUUUUAGACUGAAACUCUGUUCAAUUUUAAAAAAAUAUAAUUUUAAGGGUUGAAGUGAAAUAAAUUUAAGAAAAUCUUUAUUCUUUAAAAAGGAUACUAAAAAAUAGGUUCACACUAUCCCCCAUCCCUGAAUGAAAUGGUUCAAUAUUUAACAACAUCUUUUGAUAAAUUUGAAACAUUUGCUCUAUCAGAAAUGCCUAAACAACAAGUAAAAAUCGACUCUGAAACGGCAUUUAUUCCCAAAUAUUGGGGUAACUUUUUUAAAUAUGAGCCAAAUGAUUUUGAAACAUCAGCAACUGGCAGUUUUUGUGACAUCUACUCAGCUAGAAGACGAUCUUUUCGAAUAGCUAAUCAAAUACAACCAAGUUAUAAUGAAAAUCCGCCAAGGAAAGUUAGAAAAACUGAGAAAAAAGUGUUUCCAAGAAAGACAAAAACUAGUGGUUUUUUAUCGAAGAGUGAAAUUAGUAGUUGCAGUUCGAAGCUGAGUGAAGCAUCUUCACUUAAUAAAGCUUUAUUAAUAAAAAACCUUUUUAAGAAGCCAAUUAAAGGUAAGGUAACUAAGUCGAAGGCAAAGCCUAAACCUAGAAAGGCUUCUGCAAGAAAAAGGACACAAAAAUCAUGCAAAGUGGAAGAAAACAAAUUACUACUUACGAAAGCCAGUUUAAAACAAUUUGAAGAUGGUUUUAAUCUGAAAAAUGAAAAAUUGGAAUUCGAAGACCAAAGUAAUUUCUCUGAGGUCGAAGAUUUUGAAGAAGAAAAAAAGAUAGUUCCUAGUUUCAAAAUAUUGAAUCAAAAUAAGAUUAUGCCUCAGAAUAAAUUUGGUAAUCUACUAAAAAUCAAUAAAAAUGAUACCAAAUCAACUAUUUUAAAACCAUCCAAAGAAAUUAAAUUAAAAAAGAAUUUAGCUUUGAAGACUAUUGAAAAUACAGAACUUACUUCUGAUUUUGUAUCAUUGCAAGUUUCUGACACGGAAUUACCUAAUAAAGCCUUAAAACAUGCUUCCAAUGACAAUUCUAUUGAAAAUAAACCAAACAAAAUCAUAAAACUUGAACCAAACAGCAAGAAUGGAGGGGUUAAAAAGAAAUCCACCAAAGAAGUAACAAUAAUAGAAGAUUCAGACGAUGAACCGCUGAUAUCGAUGUUUAAAAAAGUUGCAAACGAUGAUGGUGAAGAUGUUUUAAUGAAGGACGUAUCAAAUGAAAGUUAUCAGGUUUUGGAGAAGAAACCUAAUAUCAGUGAAAUCAAUAAAAAUUCGAAAAAAUCAAUUAUUUCUGAAUCGAAAUCUGUUGAAAAGACUUUCGAAGAUGUAAAAAAUCAAGCUUUAAACUUAAUCAUUUUGGAUGAAUCAGAAGAUGAAAGGCAGAAGUCUGUCCAAAAAAUAGUUGAAAACUUGACUGUUCAUAUAGAAGAGAUCAGGGAUUUUUCUGACAAAUCCGCAGUAAAGGAAAUAUCAAACGAAGAGCCUUCUUCGCAGAAGAAAUCAACAAUUUCUGAACCGAAAUCUGUUGACAAAACUUCUGAAGAUGUAAAAAAUCAAGCUUUAAACUUAAUUAUUUUGGAUGAAUCAGAAGAUGAAAGGCAGAAGUCUGUCCAAAAAGUAGUUGAAAACUUGACUGUUCAUAUAGAAGAAAUCAGGGAUUUUUCUGACAAAUCCGCAGUGAAGGAAAUAUCAAGCGAAGAACCUUCUUCGCAGAAGAAAUCAACUAUUUCUGAGCCGAAAUCUGUUGAAAAAAUUUCUGAAGACGUAAAGAGUCAAGUUAUAAACUUAACCAAUUUGGAUGAAUCAGAAGAUGAAAGUGAGAAGCCUGUCCAAGAAGAGGCUAAAAACUUUACCGGUCACAUUGAUGAAAUCAGGGAUUCUUCUGACAAAUCAAAUGAAAUAUCUUCUUUGCAGAAGAAUUCCACUAAAAUUGAUCCAAUAUUUGAUUUUACAAAGAAAAAAAGUAAAUCUGAACAGAACUCUGUAGAGGACGAAGAAAAAUGCGAGGGAAAAAUUUCAAUUCCUAAAGAACAACCAAGAAACGAUAAGUCAGUUUUACCAGUAAUUCAAAUCGAUGAAGAGAUAUCAUUGAUUGUUGAUAAGUUAUCAACUAUGAACACAACAGAUACAAUUAAUAAAAAGACCUUGAAUAAUAAACAAACCUUUAAAGAAAACAAGUUCUUUGGUUCAUCAAUAAUAGAUAUUACAGAUGAAACUCCAACUGAGAGACCCAUUAAAAACGGCAAGAAAAAAUAUAGUAACUCUAAGACUUGCUAUGACGAUGAUGAGGUUAUAAUUAUUGAAAACAAGCCUCUUGGAAAAUAUCAAGGACCAUCAUUAAAUUCAAUAAAGACUAAAGAAGUUAACAAUAACUUCGAUGAAGUUAUCAUAAUAGAAGACAACAAUAUUAAAGAACAUGAAAAAGUAAUAGAAACCGAUUGGGAGAAAAUCAUCAAGAACGCUGAAAAUGUUGAAAAAAUGCCUUCUAACAAUCGUGAGAAAUAUCAAGUUCAACAAAAUAAAACAAUCUCAAAGCAACCUAAUACCAAUCAAACAGAAAUGGAAGUAGAUGAAAUUAAAAUUGAUCAACUAUCGCAUGCAAACAAAAACAAUCAAAGUGUUAUUAUUGAGGAAUUACAUUUAUUGACUGACAGAAAAUUGCAAGCAGAUGCAAGAAAAUUAGUACCUGAGUUAACUUUAACGGAAAUAAUUGAUGAUGACGAAGUCUAUGCUGAAAGCAAUGGCAGUGACACAGAAAUUCAGGAAGAAAAUGAAAAUUUAGCUGAUGACAGAAAUGAGGACGAAAAUCAGGAGGAAUUUAAUAGAAACUCUGACGAUGUAGAAAUGGAAUAUCCUCAAGAAGGUCAAGGAAACUAUCAACAAGAUUAUAUUGAGGUUCAUGGAUAUAAUUAUUUACCACAGCAAAACUAUCUAUAUCCUGGAUUUAACUGUCCAGUAGGACUUGAUUAUAGAUCAAUUAACUUGCCAUAUCUUGGUCAACGUUAUGGUGACUUUAAUCCUCAAAUGCCUCAAAUUUAUUUGGGUUACAAUAACUUUUCAAUGCCAACAAAUAAUCCAUAUGCCAAUAAUGGACCACAAAUAGAAGAAAUAACAGAAUGUUAUGAUACCGAAGAAGGAGAAGAAGACGAAAAUGAAAAAAAUAAAGCAAAUUUGAAUAAGAAUCAAAAUGAUUCUCCAAAGAACACAUUUCAAGAUCAACCUCAGAGUUGUUCGGGUGUUCGCAAUCAACAACCAAUAUUAAGUCAACCACCUCCGAUAAGUUGCAGUCAUGAACAACGACGUCCACAAGUACAAAAAGUCAUUCCUCAAAGGGUUGAGAAAAAUACAAAUCCACAAAGUAAUUGCACAUCGGAAAAUAACAAUCAAUGGAAAAUAACUUCAUCUCAAAAUGUUGUUCAACAAACUCGUUUCGACGAACCAAAAGGUGUUCAAUUGUAUGAGAUCGAUGAUCCGCCCAACAACACUGAAAAAAAUAAUCCUUCAGAAUGCCAGAUUCAACAGGUUCGUCAAGGUCCUGUAAAGAAUAGUCAUCAAUUACAGGCUGUUCAAGAGCAAGAAUCGGUAUCGGAAAUAGCGCGAAUUGUUAGAAACAAUUGUCGCAUACAUGACAUCGAAUUUAAGGGCGACAUCAAACCUUUAGAAGGACGACUGUACCGAACUGCGAAUUUCUUCAUUGCUUUUGGGGAUCACUAUAGGGUCCAAAUUGUUGGGGAUGUUAUUGUCAAUACUAUAGACGAUUACAUAGCUUUUGAAGCAUUUUUUGGUCCAGAAAAUCCCAUUUUUAGAAAAUAGAAUAAUCUUCAACAUCAGUUUCAACUUAUAGGAUAAUUUUGAGCCCCAUGGACGAGUUUGCAUUAUGACAGCAGCUUCCAUUCUUAUUUUUAUUGAUUUUAAUUUUUUUUUUUAAGUUUAAUCAAACAAAAUUAAAUCUAGAGUUAAAUAUAUACUA
Episyrphus balteatus (marmalade hoverfly) is the source of this 4154-nucleotide messenger RNA. Its product is annotated as interaptin-like. The transcript is spliced from 6 exons. NCBI's taxonomy places the organism in Eukaryota, Metazoa, Arthropoda, Insecta, Diptera, Syrphidae. The record is from RefSeq and is a predicted model, not a curated record. Bases 341 to 3997 code for a protein of 1218 amino acids.